AUGGUAUAUCUUGAUCAGCCUACCUUCAGAGAAUAUCCUAAUUGGAAUUUUGAGUUUUCUGCUGCCGUGACAAAGAAUUACCAGCACGUCUUGGCCUUGGCAUUUGCUGUAAGUGAGAUAAAUGAAAAUCCCCAAAUCUUGCCAAAUGUCUCCUUGGGGUUCCUCAUCUUUAACAGUUACUUCAAUGUGAAGAAAUUGUAUCAGAUUGCAAUGGAUUUUUAUUCCACACGGCAUAGACUUGUCCCCAACUAUAAGUGUAAUAUUCAGAAUGACCCAAUAGCAGUUAUCUCUGAAAAAUAUCAACAUUUGGCUGACAUUGUGAACCUCUACAAGUUGCCACAGUGGAUGUGGGUGGGUCUAAUGAGCUUUUUUGAUGAUAGUGGAGAUAUUUUUCUGAAGAAUGUGCAACCAAUACUUUCUCAGAAUGGAAUCUGUUCUGCAUUCACUAAGAGAAUUACAGGAAUAGCUUAUUUUGGUGACUUUGAGUAUUUACAACGAACUUGGAUGAAUAUAUUUGAAUAUGUUAUGGAAACUAAAGUGAACGCUAUCGUUGUCCAUGGAGAUACCAAGACCAUGUUGUGUUUGAUAGGGCUGGUUCAUCUAGGAGAAAUGUACUAUGGAAAACUAUUUGGUAAGCUUCAUGCAAUGUUGAAGAAAAUGACAUUUAACAACACAGCUGGAGAAACAGUGCAUUUGAAUGAGAAUGGAGAAUUUACAGUGGGAUUUGAUAUUACAAAUAUGAUCACUUUCCCAAAUAACUCCUUUGCAAGAGUGAAAGUUGGAAUGAUGAAUCCUUGGGCUCUGGAAGGCAAAGAUUUCAGUAUUCAUGAAGUGACCAUUACAUGGCCUAGAAGCUUUAAUCAGGUGAUCCCCAUUUCUCUGUGUAAUGAAAACUGUCAACCCAGUUAUCAGAAGAGAAAGAAAGAAGGGAAGCCUUUUUGCUGCUAUGACUGUGUUCCAUGCCCCCAAGGAAAGAUUUCUCAGCAGACAGAUGCAGAUUCCUGUUUCACAUGUCAAGAAGAUCACUAUCCAAACAAGGAACAAAAUGGAUGUGUUCCCAGGCUUAUAACAUACUUGUCUUCAGACGAACCCUUGGGCAUGACUUUAGUCACUUUUGCACUUUCCUUUUCUUUGAUCACAGCUCUGCUACUCACAACCAUUUUGAAGCACCACAACACUCCCAUUGUCAAAGCCAACAACAGGGACCUCACCUAUGUUCUCCUCAGCUCUCUUCUGCUUUGCUUCCUUUGUGCAUUGCUGUUCAUCGGCCGACCCAAGAAGCUAAUGUGUCUCUUCCGUCAGGUUGCAUUUGGCCAGAUAUUUUCAGUGGCUGUGUCUUGUGUGCUAGCAAAAACCAUUACAGUGGUUCUGGCCUUCAUGGCCACGAAGCCAGGAAGCAGCAUGAGAAGAUGGGUGGGGAAAAGCGUGACCAACUCCAUUGUUCUCAUCUGCUCCCUUAUUCAAGCAGGCAUUUGUACUGUGUGGCUAUUGACCUCUCCCCCUUUCACAGAUGUUGACAUGACAUCAGUGGCUGAAGAAAUUGUACUUGAAUGUAACGAGGGGUCUGUGAUUAUGUUUUAUUGUGUCUUGGGUUAUAUGGGCUCCCUGGCUUUUUUGAGCUUCACUGUGGCUUUUCAGGCCAGGAAGUUACCCGACAGUUUUAAUGAAGCCAAGUCUAUCACCUUCAGCAUGCUGGUGUUCUGUAGUGUUUGGUUAUCCUUCAUCCCAACCUACCUGAGCACCAAGGGAAAAUACAUGGUGGCUGUGGAAAUCUUUUCUAUUUUGGCCUCCGCUGCUGGGUUGGUAGCCUUCAUCUUCUUCCCCAAAUGCUACAUUAUUAUGAUAAGGCCAGAACUAAACAAAAAAGAGCAUCUUAUCAAGAGAAACAGUUAG
This is a messenger RNA of Lacerta agilis (Sand lizard), 1893 nucleotides long. RefSeq names its product vomeronasal type-2 receptor 26-like. Gene Ontology annotation, biological process: G protein-coupled receptor signaling pathway. NCBI's taxonomy places the organism in Eukaryota, Metazoa, Chordata, Lepidosauria, Squamata, Lacertidae. Gene Ontology annotation, cellular component: membrane. The coding region runs from base 1 to 1893 and encodes 630 amino acids. The transcript is spliced from 6 exons. The record is from RefSeq and is a predicted model, not a curated record. Gene Ontology annotation, molecular function: G protein-coupled receptor activity.